This is a messenger RNA of Drosophila rhopaloa, 2454 nucleotides long. Its product is annotated as coilin. The record is from RefSeq and is a predicted model, not a curated record. Lineage: Eukaryota; Metazoa; Arthropoda; Insecta; Diptera; Drosophilidae. The coding region runs from base 84 to 2369 and encodes 761 amino acids. The transcript is spliced from 5 exons.
UUUUAUUCCACCUCUAAUAUAGCAGGCGGUUUCUUAGUCCGCAAAUUUUUUCAAUACAUCUAAAUUAUAAGCCGAAUCGAAGCAUGCACCACUCAAGCAUGAAAGUGGAUCUCUCCAAUUUUUUUAAGGACGAACGCCGGCAGUCGUUGGUUUUCAUCGAUUCAAAUUGGCAAAACAUUAAGGACCUACAGGAUCACAUUCAAAGUCUUUUCAAUUUGAAGGACCUUAAUUUGCUCACCACAGAUGGAUGUUUUCUGCCCCCAAGGGAAUCUAUCAAAGUACUUAAAUCAGCCGAAGGACUAAAGGCCUUCCGGUUCGUCAAUCAUGACAAGGAUACCUAUGCGAGUACGUCUCCAGUAAAAUCCACCAAAAAGCGAAAGAAUCGGUCUGACGAAGAAGACAUUCAGCUGAAUAAAUCCGACUUGACUCUUAUUCGCUCAUCAAAACGCUCAAAAAAUCACUGCACUACAAAUUGGCAUCAAAUCGAUACAGAAGCAUCUGAUGUGAAAGCAGAGGAAAAGAAAGGGAAUGCACCUGAAUCUUCUGUGGAGUCAAAGCGCUCUAAAAUUCGAACAGAUACUUUCCCUGUGAUUGCAACAGAUGACUCCCCAAAGCAGGUAACUUCCAAAAACAAAAACCAGACGAUCUCGCCCAAGGUUCCAGAGAAAACUUCUGAUUUGACAACUGUGAAGGAAGAAAAGGCACCUGUUCUUUUGAGUCCUGUUGGAAAAUCUAAAAAAUCUAAAAAGAAGUCAAAGGCAAAGCCGCAUGACAUUCCGAUAGAAAAAUCUCAUGUAAUAGGGCUGGAGAAAGACGAAGCUCACAGUCCUUUUAUUCUGGAGCAUUCCAAAGACAAGAGCCUCUCGACAUCGACUGUGGUUUCAUCGGAAACAUCUCAGUUAACAGGAGCUGAGAGGGAUGAUCCCGAAUCGACUGAGAUUCCAUCGGAGACAUCUCAUUUAACAGCAGGAGAAGGGGAUGGGGAUGAACAUGCACCCAAGGCUUUCACUCCCAAGAAGACAAAAUGUCCUUUGCCUGAGGUUAUUGACAAUGCGGUAGGGGGGGAAGAUGAAACACUACCUCGUCCUUCGAUCUCAUUUCGAUGCCCCCUAUUGGACCUCGACUCGAAUAUUGCGCGCACAUUUGAAAUUCCCCGUAGAGAGCCCAAGGUUCAAAUAUUAGAAACUAUAAUAUUAAAACCAAUCAAUGGACGGCUUAUACCGCAGAAUGACACUGCGAAAGAGUUUGCAAAGCCAUUGACAGUUAACGAUGAAGCAAUACAACUGGAAGUCAAUGAGAAAAAGGCUUUUUCAACUAUUAUGCAUUCGGACAUCUUAAAAGAGGUUAAAGUGCAAGACGAAUCACUUUCCGCAUCUGUACAUGAUGCAGAUGAAACACCUUUGUCAAAAGAUACAAUUGAAGAUUACAUUAUUACUCCAGAAGAUAAAACUGAAGCUGAAGUAACUUUUCCUGAUACAACUAAAAUGGAAAGCACUUUUCCAGCCAAUUCUACUUUAGCUAAAGACGCUUAUCCGGACGAUACAACUGAAGCAGAAUUAACUCUUCCGGGCGAUUCCUCUGUAGCUGAAGAGAUUCAUCCGGUCGAUACAACUGAAGCAGAAUUAACGGACGAUUCUACUAUAGCUGAAGAGAUUCAUCCGGUCGAUACAACUGAAGCAGAAUUAACUCUUCCGGAUAAUUCUACUGUAGCUGAAGAAAUUCAUCCGGUCAUUACAACUAAAGCUGAUCCAACUCUUCCGAACGAUUAUACUGCAGCUAAAGAAAAUCAUCCGCUCGAUACAACUGAACCUGAAAAAGUUCGUCCAGCUGUUAAAACUUAUGCCGGAGUAAUUCUGGGAGAAAAAGGCGUAAUAACUCUAAUUGAGCCUAAGUUGGAAUCAAAGGAUAUUAAAAUUCCACCGGCGCGUGCUUGCGCUGACAAUUUUAUCUCCGAUUCCGACGAUGAUGUCAUGCUGGUAGAUGACACUAAUUUAGACUCAGACUCGGAUGUAGAGUCAAUUCCAGACCCGAAGGAUAAUGGGGCUUUAGAUAUUAUUAAGGACCUGCUGCAGAGUGCAUCUCCGCUCACCAACUUGCCGACCAGAGGCGAUACGAUUAUAUUCAAGCUGCAGAGGACAAAGGGAGAUACGAGUUCCAAGACAACCGAGUUUCUCGCCGGCAACUGCACCUAUGUCAACCGCCGCACCAAAACCGUCACAGUGGAGACCAUUACCUGUCCCUCUGGAGCCAAACGCAUAAUGAGCCAAUAUGUGAGCAGAUUAGACGAUUCUGCUGAAGAAUUGCCUUCUUUAAGUAUCAAUCUUAAGGACAUGAUAGAAGCCAAAAUCGUUGUAACCACAGUGGACUGAUUUUGUGUACAUUCUUGUGUUCUAUUUCCAGGGACUCGUAUUUUUAGUUUUUAAAAUAUAACCGAUUAAACAACAUUUAGAAGUA